ACCAUCACACAGCAGCCAACCGUCUUGAAUCCAUACUUUCAGCCCAGAGCAAGUCACAAAACAACCAGAACAAAAUGGGCGGCCAAAGCAGAGAUGGCGGCAAAGCCAAGCCCCUCAAGGUCCUCAGCCACCCUCCCUUUUACCACCACCACCACCAGACUGGAUUCCGCAACCUAUGUACAUAGCAGACAACUGACCCAACAUGUGCAAAACCGACAGGCCCCGAAGAAAGGCCCCAAGGAACUCGACGAGGACGACAAGGCCUUCCUCGAGAAGAAGCGCGCCGGUGUGCAAUAUCCCGCCCCUUAUCUAACGCCAUGAUCCACCUUUCCCCGGAGGCUGACUGAAGUUGGGGUGCAGAGGAAAAGGCCAGGAAGGAAUUAGCUGCCAAGGCAGGCAAGGGUCCUUUGAACACGGGCGCCCAGGGCAUCAAGAAGUCCGGCAAGAAAUAAACCCUCCAGCAUUGACUUAAAC
Canariomyces notabilis is the source of this 474-nucleotide messenger RNA. RefSeq lists its product as uncharacterized. The record is from RefSeq and is a predicted model, not a curated record. The coding region runs from base 94 to 321 and encodes 75 amino acids. The transcript is spliced from 3 exons. NCBI's taxonomy places the organism in Eukaryota, Fungi, Ascomycota, Sordariomycetes, Sordariales, Chaetomiaceae.